CCCUUCUGACAGCUACAAUGGAGAAGUGAACACAGAAGAAUUCUGCGACACGGUUGCCAUGGAAAUGAAUGCCUUUGGUUUCCUCAAGAAUGGACACAGAAAUCCCUUCACAAUAAAUCCGAGCUACGAAAACUGGGCUCCAUAGAUCGGCAGAGAUACUAGAAAGGGUCCAACAGUCUUCAACAAAGAAUACCAGAAGCUGCAGCUAAACAGCCCUCAAGGCAACACCACUGAGGUUUAUGUAUCAGAGGAAAGACUAGUUGAUGAACUGUUGAAGCUGAAGGUGGUUGAGAUUAAAAAGCUUUGCAAAGCCUGUGGCCUGAGUAGCAAUGGUUCCAAAACAGACCUGAUUGUGAGACUGCAAGAAGAAAUGAACCGCAGAGCAACAUAUGACAAAGUGUUUCAGAAGGUUUGGGGAGCUUCAGGUGGAUGGGCUGCUGUACUUUGCCCUUGUGGUGUUGUGUAUAGUGUGAAGAAGAAACAAAACACAGACUAAAACUGUCACCCCAUUACUGGUUCAUCUGAGCACUAUGUGCUAUAUGAUAAAUUCCAUGAGGCCAACACCAAAGACGCCCGUGACAGGCUGCGAAAAAUCUCACUUGUCCCUAAAUUGGCAGGUACAGUAAGUAGUCAAGUUGUGGAACAACUGUUUGCCAGUAUGCAUAAGAAUAAUUACUUUCUUAACAUGAUGAAACCACCCACUCAUAUAUUUCUGACACGGAACAUCCUCCGCAUCAUGAAUGAGGAACUAAACAACAGAACUAUUCAGAAAAUCCAAAAGACUAUUGGAAGUUCUUCUCCACUUACAUAUGAUGUACGUGGAAGAGUGAUCCUCGAUGCUGCACAUGUGCCUCCAUCUUUGAACCAAGUUGGACUUACAGACUGGCCAGAACCGAACCGAAGUUGCUGGGAAAAACCACUGACUAUUGUACAGCGUGAAAUGCUUACCGCUGCAAUGAGCAAGCCAGGUGAUGAUAUUAUUGCAGAAGCUGGCUCCAUUCUCCUUAGCAGAAGGACAUUUGGAACUUUGCCUCAGCCAUCGGAAGUUGAAGGAGAUGUUAUAAAUGCAUGCAUGCUGGUGCUGCAGAAGAUGGCACUUUCUAAGUAUAUUGAGAUCUUUCCUGCUGACUGUCAUACCGUCAGCAGGCGGCUGCCCCCAAUGUCUGCCUGUCCUUUUCAACACUUACCUGCAGAUGCAAGCAGUAAGGACACAUUGGUCUUUCCCUCUUGGAGGCCAGGUCACUGGAUGAUCUGUGUUAUCAAGCCAAAGUUGAGAGAAAGUUAUUUCCUCAACUCUCUGCAAGUGCAAGGGCCUCAUGAUGAGGCAUACAGAGCCAUUUACAGCAAUAUAUGUCAAAAGCUGUGUCCUGGACUGUGGACACAGUUUACCACUGAUGACAUUGAGGAUGUUCCCAGACAAGGACUGUCCCAUAACUGUGGCAUUUUCACAUUGAUGUAUGCUUUGUACAUCACUCUUGGUGGGCAGUUUGACUUUUCAGAGGCUGACAUGCCAACCAUUAGGCUAUGGAGGUAUGUUCUCCUCCUUGAAAACUUUCCUGCAAGGUCCACGAUUGAGAGUGUUCCAAGAAAAGACUGAAGGCAGCUCAUCACCAAAGCGGGCAGACAGAAAACAACAUUGAAGAAGAGGUUAGAAUUUUGCAGCUACCAGUGGACAUAUUGUAUGAAAUCCUUUUUCUUGUUGUGCUGGAGGAAGGAGAAGCAGCGAUGGGAAAAUUAUUACUGACAUGCAAGCGGUUUUUGGACGUUGUGUCUCAGACAUCAUUCCACAACAAGGCAUACCUUCUGUGGUUGGACAGUGUCGUUGACUGGAAGAAAUUCUCAAAAGAAUUUCAGGCAGAGUACCGGAAGUCGUACCACAUAUCAACCUGCUUAAGUUGUGGAAGCACAUUUAAAGAUUGUGGUGCAGGUUACUGGGGCAAUGGGAAAAGAGGACAGCUGAAAGGCUUUUAUUCUGAACCCAGUACUCCGGGGUACUGCAGCCACUUCUGCGCCAUGGAUGCAGGAUGCUAUGAAGAGUUUUAAGAUGUCUUCAAAAGUUAAAUACUUCAGAAGUACACCACCACCAAGUGAUGCCUGCACAUGUUUUUUUUUAAUGUAAAAUAAAAAACAUCUUUAAC
Girardinichthys multiradiatus is the source of this 2138-nucleotide messenger RNA. RefSeq lists its product as uncharacterized. The transcript is spliced from 19 exons. Gene Ontology annotation, biological process: proteolysis. NCBI's taxonomy places the organism in Eukaryota, Metazoa, Chordata, Actinopteri, Cyprinodontiformes, Goodeidae. The record is from RefSeq and is a predicted model, not a curated record. Bases 659 to 1597 code for a protein of 312 amino acids. Gene Ontology annotation, molecular function: cysteine-type peptidase activity.